AUGGGCCGGGCGCUCCUGGCGCCGGAUGCGCUGGCGGUUGGCGAGUUUCUGCCACCACCGCGGGCCGGCCAGGCCGCGCGCGGCUGCGGCGCGGGCUCGCCAGAGGGAGCCGCCGCGGACGCCUUGCACGGGGCGGCAGCAGCCGCGGCCUCCCGCGGCAGGCGGGCCCGCCUCGCGGCCUUCGCGAGCUUCCUGGGCGCAGGGGGCCUGCACUGGCACGCGCCCAUCGACGAGGCGCAGGCCAACUCGACGUACGCCACCAGCGCCGCGCAGCUGCGGAACCCCGCGAAGAGCCCCUUCUCCGCCAGGCAGGCCCUGGCGCCUGGCUCGGGCUACUGGUGUUCCACAGGCAACCACCAGCGGGACCAGAUUGUGACGUGGCAAGGCGCGCUGCACAAGCGGAGGAAGGCCUCUGGAGUCAAGUUCUCUUGGGCCUACGCGCCAGACGAGGUCCGAGUUCGAACUACGGCGGAUGGCAUGCAUUGGGAGGACGCGGUCGGAUGGCACCACCCAGACAACAGGGUGUCUUUCGAGGAGGACAUGCUGUUUGAUCGACCAAGAAAUGUGAUGAACAUCAAGGUUGACAUGCGAGGGCCGAAGCCUUGGGGCUACUUCGGAAUCAACCAAGCAACCCUGGUGAUGUAG
Messenger RNA from Prorocentrum cordatum, 645 nucleotides. NCBI's taxonomy places the organism in Eukaryota, Dinophyceae, Prorocentrales, Prorocentraceae. The record is from the annotation of a GenBank genome assembly.